UCAGUAUCGAGGAUUACUUCGUGCGGGGGACUUCACGUAAAAUGUUUGAAUGAAAUGAAGUACAUGCAGCCAAGAAAAUGUUAACGUAAAAGUGUAAAAAUGGGUGACUCUAGCUCGGAGUCGGAGGGUGAGGAAUAUUCGGGGAUCAAGCAACCUACCUUGCUACAGCAGAUCAAAACUAUUCUUGAUGAAUACAGGAAUGAUGUUCAAAUUAUCAAGGAGCUCGUUCAGAACGCUGAUGAUGCCGAGGCAACAGAAAUGGGUAUACUUUACGAGGGGAAAACAAACGCCGAGGACAGGACUGCAGGGCUAAAGUAUGGAAAGUUCUUUAAGACACCGGCCCUCAUUUUCUACAAUGAUGCCAAGUUUACAGACGCAGAUUGGGAUGGAAUUAAAGCUAUUUACAGCAGCGUAAAAAAGGACAAUCCAUUGAAAAUUGGUCGAUUCGGUCUUGGAUUCAAGUCUGUUUUUCACAUGACUGAUAAUCCAUGCAUAAUAAGUGGUGAAAAGGCGUUGUUUAUUGAUCCACUUGAAAGUAAGCCUGACAAUGUUUGUGCUAUGAUGAAUAUUGCAAAAUGGAAAAAAUCAAAAUUCCGAGGUUACUUCAAUAUUUUGAAAGACACAUUUGGAUUUUCAGAAGAAUCAGUUAAUACAGGAGAGUUUCAAGGAACCAUGUUUCUGUUUCCACUUCGACAGAAAAUUUCCAAUCUGUCAGAUGAUAUUUAUGGCGAAAAAGAGGUCUUAUCACUAUUUCAGGCAUUUAUCAGUGAAUCAAGAAGAAGUCUGCUGUUUCUUAAUAGAUUGUGCAGUGUAAAAAUGUACGUGAACCUGCCUUUUGAAGAAGGCAUUUCUCCAUCUAAACGCAGAAAACUUGACAAAGAAGAGAAUACUGCAGAAGGGAGUCCUACCGCUAUUAAAAGAAUGAACUUUGGUAAACACAAAACAUUCUACAUUGUUGAAAUAGACAAUAAAACAAAUGACUUGAUAGGGAAAAGGACUGCUUGUUUGAAUCAAUUAAAGGAGAAUGGACUUAAUGUCCCUGAUAAAACCAUGUGUUGGAAAUACGACGUGACUGUAAAGACAAAAAUGAUAAACGAAAGUAACAUAUGCGAAACAGCUGAAGCUAGGUGGUUGAUAGUAAGUGUUCUGAAAGGUGGAGGUGUUGCCGACAGAACAAAGACCUUAAUGAAAGACGACGAUUUAAAAUACCUUCACCUAGUUGGUCUUGCAGCACCAAUACAUGAGAACAUCGACUACAAAAAUGAUGAUGGUCAUAUAUUUUGUUACCAGCCACUUCCUCAAGACAUCUCAUCUGUAACCAAACUUCCAGUGCAUUUAAAUGCAUUUUUUGCUUUAAGUCAAAAUAGGCGUCAAGUUAGGUGGCCAGACAAAGACGACGAUGCCCAAGCCCAAGGUGACAAGAAAAUUGAAUGGAAUCUUAGACUUGCAGCAGAAAUGUUUCCACCGGCUUACUUUGAAUUAGUUAACGGGCUAGUUGAAGUAAGCAAGCAAGAAAAGAAUACAAAACCUCUUAUUCAGGCUGUAUAUAAUUCAUUUCCAAACUUGGAAGAAGUUGAAUUACAAUGGAAAGAUAUGGCGGAAAAGUAUAUUCUUUUAAGCAAAGAUCAGGCUUUAUUGUACACAAAAGCAGGUGGCGGUAAAUGGAUCAAAGUAAAAGAUGCAAUAUUUGUAGACUUCAAACCAUAUCCUGAUACAACAAGGUGUGAAAGCACUAUUCUAGAUCUCUUACUUACAGAUAAUGUUCAGUAUGUUACAACUCCUGAACAUAUGACAAAAUCACUGAAGUCUGUUUUCUCAGACCUAAAGUUUGUCACACCAGCAUACAUAAGAUGCCAUUUGACACAACACAAAUCCUACUUGAACCUUACUUUUGAUAAGAAGCAAGACAUUCUUCAUUUCAUUAUGCUCGACCUCCAAUAUAAUUCUUUGGAUGAUUUGAAAUUGCUUCCUUUGGCAAAUAAUUCAUUUGAGUCAUUUUCAACCAACAAAUCCAUAUUUUUUGAAGAACAAGGCAUUAUUGAUCUCUUUCCUGGGAAAGAAGCAGAAUUUGUGUCAGCUAAAGUUAGACCAGAAAUAAGAGAACUAUUAUACAAGCUGAUUACUGACAAAAACGUUGCAUGCGUUCAAAGGUUGACAGAAGAAGAUAUGGUCAAGAUGUUGAAAUAUGCAACGAACUGUAAAAAUGAAAUAGUAGCACCGCUUGAAAGCAAGGAUAAGUGGUUAUCGUGGGUAAGAGCUAUUUGGGAAGUACUUAAAACUCGGUUCAAUUUAAAGUUGGAUAUGUUUAGUGAACUCCCAAUAUUUCCUAUUGUGCUAGAUUACGAGUUUGUAGAACAAAAACGUAUGUGUCUGUUUUCUCUGAAAGCGAAUAUUUUGUAUAUGUCAUCACUUAGACAGUUAGAAGGAAGCAAAGAAAUCUAUAGAUGUAUGAACUACCUAGGUGUUACUGUUACAGAUAAUGUACCUGAUUGGUUAGAUUACAAUCUUAUACGUACAUAUUUGCCAGAGGACAACAGCCAAGGUCUUAUUUCUGUUUUCUCAAAAAUAGAUGAACUACAUGCUAAUAGUUUCAACACAAAAUCAAGUGAAAAUGCAGCUACGCUUUUGAAGUUCGUUUCAAGUAGAAUACUUUCAAAUUUAACUACUAGUGGUGUUGCAGUAUUCAAAAUGCUGAAACUAUUCCGUGGUUACACCAAAAAGGAUGAAUGGCAAGUUGUUUCGCUCAAUCAAUGUAACAAAUUGUAUGUUGGCAAAACGAUUCCUGUACGUUUUCCAGAAAGAUUGAUAAAGAUAGAGUCUGAAACAGAGGUUUCAUUUGCAAAACGUCUCCAAAUAAAAACAUUAACUGAAACUGAUGUCAUUUUAAAGACAUUGGAGCAAAUCAAGAAUUAUCAAGCUGAAGAGAAAAAGAUAUUGAUGUAUUGGAUAAUGGAACAAAAAGCACUUUUUUGCCAAGACAAAAUUUUCAGUAGGAUGAGAGACAUAGAGUUUAUACAGGCCUCGGAUGAUUUAUUCUACAAACCAUCUGCUUUGUUUGAUCCAACUGAUCAGAAAUUGAUCGAUUUGUUUAGCGAUCAAUCGGUUUUUCCAGAUUUGGAGUCUAGUCAAGACUUCCAAUAUAUCGCAAAUUUGAAAAAACUUGGUCUUAAGUCUAGGGACCAAGUGACAGGCCAAGAUUUAGAAAAUAUAUGUUCAAGCCUUCAUGGAACGACCAAUUUUGAUGAAAAGCAGUGUCGGGCACUUCUCGUCGUAAUGAAUGAAAAAAGUGAGUUACUUGUCACAUGUAACAUAUCAAAGAAGUGUUGCAUUUUAGUAGAAAAAGUUGCAGAUGGUAAUUAUCCAACUUGCGUACCACAGAAAAAUGUGGAACCACCAACACUUUGCUCACCAGUAGAUAUUAAGUCUAAAGAGUACAUGCAUUUAGUAGGCUCGACAAUGUACAUGUUGGAUUGCAAGUUGUUGCAAAAUUUAUCUCUGAAAUUUGGAUGGCAGAAACAGCCAUCUGCCUCUAAGGUUGUUGAACAUUUAUAUAAUAUUGUUUGCCAUUUCCGUUUGGAAAUGAAAUCAGAGUGCCUGUCUAUGAUAACCAAAGUGUAUCAAUGGUUAGCCGAAUAUGAAGGUCUCGAUAUCAAGGACAUCUUUGAGAGACAGUUUGCGUCAAACAAAAGAUAUAUUUGGUUUGGAAAAGGAUUCGAAGAUCCAAAUCAUAUUUAUAUUGAAGACAUGGCAACAGAUAUAGAUUUAGAACCAUUAUUAUAUAAACUUCCUAGUGAAGUAAACAGUCUUCGAAACUUUUUUGUUCGGAUAGGUUGCCAGGAACGUCUUAAUUUCGAUUUGUACCUAGAUUGUUUGUACAGAAUAAAAGAAGAAAGUGAGUCACAGUCAGUAAGUAUCCCACACCAGAUGAAACUACGUAAAUUAGCUGUUGCAAUACUAAAUAAAAUUCAAGAAGAUUUCAAGGAUGAAUAUGUCAAAAGCAAGAAAGAUCUGUACUUCCCAGUUAAAUGUGAGCAGACAUUAAUGUUAAAACCAACAAAACAGUGUACAUUUUGUGAUGCACAGUGGCUAGAGGAUAUAGAGAUCGGAGACGAGGAAGAGAUCUUUUAUGUUCACCCAGAUGUACCGAAUUUAACUGCAGAGACACUAGGUGUACCGUCAUUGCGACAACAAAUGCUGUCCAACGCAGAAGCAUUUGAAGAUUGGGGCCAAGAGGAACCAUUGACAAGGCGUAUAAGAAACUUGCUUGAUGACGGAUAUCUUGAAGGUUCUAUUGCUAAAGAAUUGUUUCAGAACGCCGACGAUGCCGGGGCCAAUAAAUUACAUAUUUUACUUGAUGAGAGGGAAAAUAAUGACUAUAAAGUACAGCUUAUUAGUGAUGGCAUGGCGGAAUGUCAGGGUCCAGCUGUUUGGGUGUUCAACGAUGCACAAUUCACUGACGAGGACUUAAAAAACAUAACAAAAUUAAGUGGAGGAACAAAAGGAAACGACUCAACAAAAAUUGGCAAAUUUGGACUUGGAUUUUGCUCUGUCUACAAUUUAACUGAUGUGCCAAGUUUUGUUUCAAGAGAUAAUGUUGUGAUAUUUGAUCCACAUACAAGCUAUCUUGGAAAAGCCUUAUCUGGUAAAAGUCCUGGUCUAAAAAUUAAUUUUAAAGUAUCGAAAAAUCUUAAGAUGAUGAAGAAAAUGAAAAAUCAAUUUAAACCGUUUGAGAACGUAUUUGGAUGUAAGCUUACAAAUGAUGUAGCACCAAAAAUAGACGGAACACUGUUUCGGUUACCACUUCGAAACAAGGGAAGCGAUAUAAGUGAUGCAGUUUACACACAAAGUAAAGUGAAAAGAAUGUUUAACAAUAUCAUGUCAGUAGCAGCUAAUAUGUUGCUUUUUAGUCAAAAUGUCACUUCUGUUAAGUUAUUUUACCUUUCGAAAAGCGAGAAGAAUCCUUUGGAAAGCAAACUGCUAUUUCAAGCAUGCAAAGAUUCAAAAUUGUUGUCAGAUACAAAUGUGACUGGGUCAUUUUUGAAAGAAGCUUCAAGACGGAAACAGCAAAAAGAAUUAUCCGACAAUCCGAUUUCAUCAGUAGAAAAUGUGAAGAUAAAUGUCAAAACGCAUGCCAUUUUUGACUUGAAUAGCGGUGGCAGUUUAAAAGCAGAUGGCCAAGAAACAAAAAGUGACUGGCUUCUAAGCUGGGCAACAGGAACUGAAGAAAAGAUGGUACAACAAAGUUAUGAAGAAAAGGGUGCAAUCAAUCUUGGAGCAAUAGCUGUGCCAGUGACAUUGAAUCACAGGCAAUGUAACAAAAUAGCCAUAGAAAAAUGUGGUUUUAACAAUCUUCCAUAUGGAUUUUAUGACAAGGGACAUUUAUUUUUCUUUCUGCCUUUGCCAAUUGGUCAUAAAUUUCCAUUUCAUAUCAAUGGGCAAUUUGCUGUUUCUGCAUGCAGACAGCAAUUACAUCAGUCGGCGGAAGAUGACGGAAGUCGAAAAAAAAGAGUUUGGAAUGAAAACAUUCUUAAAGAUCCAGUGACGCAUGCUCUUUUGAAUUUACUCGAAGGAAUAAAGCCAUUAUAUGAUCUUAAGCAAUGGAAGUUUUUUGACCUCUGGCCAAGAAAUGAACAAGAUCAAAUGUUGAAAUAUUUACAACAAUCCUUCUACAACAAAAUUACAAUCCCUUAUUCACACAACCUGUUUGAAAGGAAUGGACAGUGGUUUGAUAUCUCAAAAACCCUUUUUCUUGAUAUGGAGUUCCGGAAGUCAGAAAUAGGUCCUUUAGCAUUCGAAGUCUUAUCGUCGUUACAACAGUUUCUUAUAGAUAUACCUGAUGACAUAUACAGGUCAUUACUAGAAGCUAACAAAACACUCAUCAAGGAAAGAACCGUUACUGAGGAGCAAUUUUUCCUCCAAUUUUUCUUCAGAAACUUGGGAAGCUUUGAAGAAACAAGUGAAAAAAGGAAUACAAUUUUGAAAUAUGCAAUAAUGAUUUCCGAAGACAAUCCUUCAAUAGAAAACUGGUUAAAAUCAAAUGAAUGCAUACCAUCUUUACCGCACCAGGUCCUUAAAAAGCCUUGUCAUUUAAUCAAUCCUAAUUCUGCGUUAGCAAAACUUUUUUGUAAGAAUGAUGGACGUUUUCCAAGUGAAACCUUUUCUAAAAAAAAACUUUUAGGACCAUUAGAAGAUCUGGGUUUAUUAAGUAAGUUCCUGUCAGAUGACAUUGUUUGUGACCGAGCCCAGUCAAUUCAAAAUUUGAGCAGCUCUUGCAUUCAUUGUGCAUUCGUACGGACCGAUCACUUCCUGACAUAUAUUUGUGAAAACUUCUCAAAACACAAGGGAACAUAUUCUAAAAUGCAGGAUAUACCAUUUGUUCCUGUUAAACGUAAGCCUGAUGACUGGCCAUUUAAAUGGUAUUCAGAAGGUGAAGAACAUAGUAAAAACUUGGUGCUAUGUGAUAAGCAUUCAUUAACCGAUAAGGCAAACAGACAGUUUGCUUUUUUCACAACUGCUCCAAAUCUUUUUUACAGUGAGUGUAGAGACAUUGUCGGAUGCGUUGCGCUUGUAUUUGAGGAGAGCGUGAGCCGAGUUUCUGACGGAGACAUACUAAAACAAUUUCUCUCAGAGAUAGGCAUGAAUGGACUGCCGGUAGAAAAAGUGGAACAUAGCGUUGUUAUAAAUCAGCUUAAAACUGUGGCGACAUUAAACAGUACAACAGAGAUGUCGGCAACUAACGAUGAUAUAAUUGGCAGAAUUUAUAAACACUUAGAUGAUUCAUGCAAGUCCGCCAAUGUCAUACAGAUAGAACAACAGUUAAAAGAUAUUCGAACAGUGUAUGUAUCAAAAUAUGUAUCAAAAUGUUUCGUUUCCCCUAGACAUGUCGCAAAGAAUGUUAUAAGAGACUGUAAGCCGUAUCUCUUUCAUCUUGCAGAUUCACCUCUACAAUUCUGUCCACACUUAAGCAAUACUCUUGGAGUUGCUGAUAGCUUUAAAGCACUUGAUUUGGCUCUCUUUGUCCAAGACGUUAAACUUAAAAAUAAAAAUUCUCAGUUAGAACCUUUAGAGGUCAAUGCUAUUAUCAAUAUUCUCAAAUGUCUUAUUGAUGCUGUUGGAUGGGACUUAGAUAGUAUUAUGAGUGACGAGUUGGAAGCAAUAUUUGCACCUGAUGAAAAUGGCAUAUUGCGAGACUGUAAAGAAAUGUGCUUUAAUGAUUUUAAAGAUAUUGAAAAAAGUGAAACCAUGAUUUACGCGCAUAAUGAAAUUACUGCUAAUUUAGCAAGGCAUCUUGGUAUAAAACCAAAGGCAGUUCAGAAUUUAGAGAACCAUUCGGAAGACAUUACAGAUUUUUAUCAAGACGAGCCUUUAGUAACGCGUUUAAAAAGGCUUGUUGAGGGAUACCCUCUUGAUAUUGGUAUAUUCAAGGAACUUUUACAAAAUGCAGACGAUGCAAAUGCAACUGAAAUAGUCUUCCUCAAAGAUUAUGACUCGCACCCUAAAACGAAUAUAGCAGAUGCAAAGUUUAUACCCUUACAAGGACCGGCGCUUUGUGUUUAUAACAACAGUGCUUUUUCAAACGAAGAUUUGAAAGGCAUACAGAAAUUGGGUAGAGGAAGUAAGGCUGAUGAUCCGUCGCAAACAGGACGCUAUGGCGUUGGUUUUAAUGCAGUUUAUAAUUUAACUGACGCUCCUUCAUUCUUCACUAAAGGUGGAGACAUAGAAAACGGUGAAACAAUUUGUUUCUUUGAUCCUCUUGCUAAAUAUAUUCCAAAUGUAACCAGACAAAAACCCGGGAAACGAUAUAAGAAUGUUGAAUCAAUAAGAUGCCACCAUAAUGAUAUGAUGAAAGGCUACCACGAAGCAUAUUUUCAUAGCGACAAAGUUACAGUUUUUCGUUUCCCUCUGAGAACUGUCAAAAUGGCACAAUCAUCAGAUAUUAAAGAUGAACCAAUCGGUGUUGAAGAUGUUUCGGCUCUCUUAGACACCUUUUGCAAUGAACUUGGAGAAAUUGUACUGUUUUUGAGAAACAUAAAAACCGUACGAGUAGCAUCACAUCAAUCAGGAAAAUAUGUUGAAGAUUUUUCUGUCACGUUACAAUUUGAACAAGAUGGCGAACUUCAAAAGAAUAAAGCUAUGCUUCAUUAUUCAAAUAUGUGCAGAGAUAUGAAGACCGACAAAAAAAUAGUUUUAACAUCAAAACAACAUUUAUACUUGUAUCAGCUAACUGCUUCAGAAUAUAAAAAGGGGCAUACUAAUGAGAAAAAAUAUAUAAUUGUUCAAUCGCUCGGUUUCAAGAAUCACCAGACAUUGCCAGAUUUACUAAGACAAUCAUUUCUUAAUGACAAAAUUGGCCUGGCGCCUUAUGGCGGCGUUGCAUUAUUCACGGGACACAAUAGUUCCUUAUGGGACUUUGAUAGCAAAAAGAGCUGCAAAGCAUUUUGUUUCUUACCACUUCCAAUAGAAACUAACUUGCCAGUUCAUAUACAGGGAUAUUUUUCGCUUGAUCACGAAUCAAGACGAACCUUAUGGAAAUCGGAUAUGACAGACAAAUGUUAUCGUACAUUAUGGAACAAUGUUUUGAUUGAAUCCGUUAUUGCACCCGCUUAUGUCAAAAUGCUUGAGUACAUCAAAGGAAAGAUGUUUUAUGACAUUACAGGGAAAAGACAAUUAUCUUCGACAGUGACAUAUUUAACAUUUAAGUACCAGUCUCUUUUCCCAUGCAACGCAAAAGGUGAUUACUGGGAACAUCUAAUGCGGAGUGUGUACAAGGAGCUUGUCUUGAACCACAUACCCUUUCUGCCAUCUCUAGCUACUACGUAUACAAGAUAUGGGUAUUCUAAAAAUGUGAUGAAAGAAACUGAACUAGCAUGGACACCAUAUAAGGAUGUUGGUCAUCAAUUUACAUCUUAUGCUAUGCCGGAAUCAGACAUUUAUGAAGAAGAUAAUACUAAGUCUGAUUUCAAUAAUAUACUGAGACGCAUAGGAAUGAAGAUUGUUUUUAUCACAGACAAGAUGCAAAUGUCCAUGCGCCAGUCUGGAAUAGAGAUAGACUGCAUCAAUCCUGCCAUUGUAGUUGAUUUUCUUUGUUCUUUCAAUGACACCGCAGCUGAUAAAUGCAAGAUAGAAACCGAAAUAGAUGUAAAAAACUCCGUGUUGAUCUCUAUCAAAGAUGCAGCAAUUAUUUUAGAGUUUUGUUUGAAGAACAAGGAGUAUGUAUUUGAAAAGCUACCAAAAAUUCCAUUAAUGAUUACACAUGAUAAUAUUGUUCAUACCCUGCCGGAGAAUCACAGGUUUUACAUAUUAAAUGAAAGGUCUGGUCGAUUUAGUGACCUUUUUCCAACAAAAAAUCAUGUUUUUCUAUCUGGACCGAUCGCCUUUUUGCUGUGUUUUACAUUCAAGUCGGAAUUAAAUCGUAUAUGGUCGUUACAACCAUUUGGAAUGCACGAAUUUGCCUCUCUUGUACAAGAAACAGGGAUAAUCAAUACAACACAACAAUCUGUUGUUUGGAAACACGAAAGGCCAAGUGUUGAAUGGAUUAAAUUAUUUUGGCACUUUUUCAAGCAUAUAUUUCAACGUUCUAGACUAGGAGAAAAGAUAAAUUUUCUCAAAAGUCAGUUGCAGCUUGUCCAGUCCUUGCCACUUAUACCAUCCUUUGAACAUUCUGAUACUUUUCUUGUUCCGUAUUGUGACUUGAAAAGAUUGAUACAUGUUGAUAGUUUUAGAAGUAAUCCUCUUCUUAUGGAAAUAUUUUCAAAGUUGGAUAUUCAACAAGUUGACAAUACUUAUUUCUUACAAGGUCAUAAUGACCAGUCUGAAAUACUUACAUUAUUGAUGGAUUUGAUUCCCAACCAACAAAAUCCAAAAGACGUUGCCAAAUGUCUACUCAUAAAUAUGAAAAAACUUGAGGGAUCUUGCAUGAAUACUGAUCACGCAAGAAAAAUACUUGAGUAUUUCAAUUAUACUUGCGGAUCUAUAGGCAGCGACAUUUACAUAUUACAAGAAUUGCCUCUUUUCGAGACCUAUACUGGAGAAUUAGUUCCUCUUUCCAAGUUUCGUGAAAGGAUCAUUUUGGACAAGAAUAUUCCAAGCGAUGGCUUGCAGAAACUAAGUGCACGAGCUGAUAGUUUGGUUCUUUUAAAGGAUACUGGUUAUCCACAGCUGUUCAAACGCCUGCAAAUAAAUGAAAAGUCAUGGGAAGAUUUGUAUGAACAGUAUAUCAUUCCGUAUCAGGAUUGUCUUGAAAGAGACGAAUUUUACAAACAUAUAGAGUUUUUAAGCACACAUAUAGUUUCUAAUCCAGAUCGUUUUAUAGACAUUCUAUCUUUGCUACAAAAUGCAGAAUUUGUUGAAACAACAGAUAGAAAGCGAGUACUUGUUUCUAAAUUAUUUGAUCCAUCAAAACCUAUUUUUAAGCUAAUGUGUGACGAAUCUGAACUUGUGCCUGAGAGUUUUAAAUCAAACGAAAAUAUAAUGAAGAUGUUUGAACUCAUUGGCUUACAGAAAAGCAUGACACUUCCCCUUUUCCUAAGAUUUGCAAAGCAUGUGGAGAAAAGCGAGAAGAUUAAUCCAAGAAUGACUGUUACCAUGUCGGAAAGUGUGUUGACCAAUCUGAUGCAUAUGAAGAAAAGCUUUUUUGACGAAAAUGAGUUCAACGAGCUCGCAACUAUUCGUUUUGUUACACCCUUUGUUGUAGACGAAAAUAUGUUGGCUAUUCACGAGCAGUUCAAUAUCACAAAGCUUAUAUGUUUCGAAGGAGCUGUCUUGAAUACGUCUAAAAAUAUAUCAUGGACGAUAUUAAACAUUCUGCCGCCGAAAGCUGAUCCAACGACCAAAAAUUUUGCAGAUAAAUUCACUAACAAAUUACGUAUUUGUAAACGCCCAUCGUCUGAUAAACUGAUUCAACACUGUAUAAAUGUUGGCAGGAAUCUAAGUGACAAGCGAGGCAUUUCAUCAAGACUGGACACGUCAACACUAUUGUCAGUCAUGGAAUCUAUUUAUCAACAAUUACAGGAAUACAUGACAAGUUGUGCUCUUACUUCAGAGCUAGUGAAGACUAUUGAAAAUGUGCCGAUUAUAUUUUCACAACAAUAUAGAUGUAUACAUCUAGCAAAGAGAGUAGUAAAUGUAUGUAAAGAGGAAGAAGUGAUACCACCAUACCUAAAUAAAUGUCCAAAUGAACUUGCAAAAUACCAUGAUUUAUUUUCGUUUUUAGGUGCACACAACGAGCUUGAUGCUGAUGUAUUUUCAAAAGUUUUAAACGACAUUGCAAGUGAAUGUGGCAUAUCCAAACCACUAUUGCCUAAAGAUUAUGCUGAUAGUCAAAAGGCAAUGGGCGCUUUUUUCAAAUACCUGAUCCAGCAAAAUGAAGACAUACCUUUUCAAAAUGGUCAGUUGAUUCUCCUUUGCAAGGAUGAGACCCUUGAGCCCUCAAAUAUGAUGGUACUGGCUAAUAACAAACAUUAUGAAUGCCAGCUUUCAAACAUUUCUUCCAAACAAAUCAAGUUCCUUUUCCCAAUUGAAAGGCUUCCUACCAACGUAAAAGUGGAAGACUGUAUUGAUAGCCUAAAAAGACUUCCACCAAAAUGGAGGCCGCAUUUAUUAACUGAUUUGAUUAAAGAAAGAGUUUGUUUGGAAGGAAUCGUGAAUAAAGACGUACAGGUAGCAAACGAAUUAGAACAAUUCAUACACAGUCCUUAUUUCAUCAAAGGAUUUAUCCGAUUAACCCGACACGUUAUUAGGUCAAAUAAUAUGAAAUGGAAUACAGAUGAAGAAGCCCGAUUAGCUUCAAAAAUAGGGGAAAUAACUUUCAAGCAUGCCUCUGGAAUCAAAACGAAUUUGUACCUGGCUUGUAUAAACAAUGAUGGGGAAAUAGGUGACGAAACGAUGAUAAGAAACACGGAAAAUACGAGAUCCGUUCAUUUGGAGAAAAGCAAGAAUGAAGAAGUUUGUGUUUACUUUGACUCGUCUGAUCAAAAGUGCUUCCAAACUCUAACUCGAGAAUUAACUUUGCACCUAAACAGUGUAGUCAACAAGUGUCUGAAAGAUGAAAGCAUGAUGAUUUUAAUGGACAUGAUUGGAUUGAAACACUCCCCUGAAGAUAUAGAAAACUUUCUAAGUAAAGAGAAAAUUGACGAAUACGAUAUUUCAAUUGAAAUAAAGGAAUCUCCUACUUAUCCUGUUCCCGGAACAUUUGUUCCAAAGUAUUUGCACGACUUUCUAGAUAAUGAUUAUGGCAUUAUUCAAGAUUACGAGUACAAGUUCAUCGCAUUUGAAGUGGAAGAUCCUGAUCUUAAUGAAGAUCAAGACAAAGAAGAAACAGAAGAAGAAUGUGAUGCAACAUACAUUUUUGUUCACAUAAAUAGAAAAUUAGAGCACCAAGACAGUACGUGUCCCCUACUUCAAGAAUAUGAAAUUAAUGACGGAACAGAAAUUCCUCGUAUUGUAAAGGCGUAUCAACUAUUCAAGUUUGUGCGUAAUAGGGCUGUGAAAAGUACAGAAAUUACGGUAUACGACGGCAAAGAUAAUUUAAGGUCACAGCCAAACGUAUCAUUAAAAGAUGCAAGAAAAGAAGUAAGAAAUAUUCUACAAGAAGCAUGGUCAAAAGAAGGAACAGAAAGACGACGAAUUAUAAAAAGGCUGCUUCUCAGGUGGCAUCCAGAUAAAAAUCACGGUAAUGAAAAUAUUUGCACAAAAGUAUUUCAAUAUAUACAGCAAUGUCUUUCUCGUCUUGAAAAGGGACAGGAAUUGAUUGAUGAUGACGAUGAGGACAGUGCUGAUUCUCAAUGGUCUUCUGGUGGCAGCAGUUCAUCGGGACAGUGGACUUCAUGGUCUAAUAGAUAUUGGAGUAGAUAUCGUAGAGGUUGGAAAAAUAAAACAAGAUAUAAGAGACCUUUCAAUAACUUUGAUGAUUUCACGUUCUCUAGGGGGACUAAUGAAACUGAGGAAGAACCGUAUCACUGGGAUUCUGAGGCUCGUCGCUGGAUUAGACAAGCGGAGUCAGACAUAUGUAACGCAGAAUUGUCAUUUCAACACGCCAACGGUCAAUCUAAUAAUUGGAUAUGCUAUAAAGCUCAUCAGGCUGCUGAAAAAUCUUUGAAAGCUGCUUGGUAUGCGAAAAAUGCAAACAAAAUACGAAGAAUAAAAUACAGUCACAAUCUAACUGCUUUAGCAUCAGGGCUCGACGCUAGCAUCAGUGUGAUGGCACAGAGAUUAUCAGCUAAAGCCGGAGAUCAUUCUAAAAUGAGAUACCCAGAUAUGUAUAGUGGUCAGCAGAUACCAGCAGAUGCAUACACAAGAGAGACCGCUGAAGAAGUUAUGAGUAUUUCUAGAGAAAUAAUUAACGCAGUGAAAGAUAAACAUAUCAAAUAAUCAGAAAUCUGAUAUAUAUAAUUUUUUUCAUAUAAUGCUUUCUUGCUUCAUUAACAAACAUUAGACAGGAAUCCAAAAUAUUUUAUUUUUUAGAAUAACAAUUCUUCAGUUUUGCUCUGAAAAGAAUGUGAUACCUGUUGAAAUAUGCGUUGAAAUGAAUGUUGAAGUCAGUUAGUGCAUCUGAUUCAUGCUUACUAUUAGUGUCGCCAUUCAGCAAUGUAGAAUCAAGUAAUUUCAUUGGAAGUAGCUUUGUAUUGUCGAAUUUGUGUAUGUACUGAAAGAUACGUCAAUACCAAGUAUAUGUGUAUUGUCGAAUUAGUGUACAUAUUGAAAGAUACAUUUGUCGAAUUUGUGUACAUAUUGAAAGAUACGUUAAUACAAAGUCAAGUGUAUUGUCGAAUUUGUGUACAUUUUGAAAAAUACUUAAGUUGCAGGUGUGUUGUCGAAUUAGUGUACAUAUUGAAAGAUACUUUAAAAAGGAAUGUUACACUAAAAUCAUCACAUAAAGUGUUUUAAUGUAUGGAAUAUUUUUACAUAGUUCACAUACUGUUUAUUCUUUCAAAUUACCGCGUGAAAACAACAUAGUUGUAUAUAGCUAUAGGUGAACAUGGGCAUAUAGCAUGUUGGGUUAAGAAAAGAUAAAGUGUUUACAAACAAUUUGAUUAUUGAAGAAUAGUACAUGGAGUAAACAUAAUGUGUACAUAUUGUAUGUUUGUUUAUGAGUGACAUUUGUAUAUUAUGCUGACAUAUGAUUACAUAUUUCUGGUGUAAAUAUUGUAUGUUGGUUUUCGAAUGAAUGAAUUAUAUGUACGCAUGUCGAAAUUUGUUGAAUUAAGUUGUGCAUUGUGUGCAUAUUGGAAUGUUCAUUUGAUCAAUUUUGUUUGUAUAAGUACACUCCGUUUGUAUCAUUAUAUUUUGUUUGUAUGAGUGUAUAGUUAAAGAAAAUGACUACCUUAUUAUAAGUUGAGUUGUAAAUACAAAUUAAUGACAUAAAUAGUUACAGAAUGUACACAAAUAAUAUAAAUGGUGUUUGCUGAAUUGUUAUUGAAUAUGGAGUUGAAGUGAUAAGAUGUAUGCGUUGACUGGCUAAUUAUAAAAUGUAUUUUUUUUGUAAUAUUUAAAAUUGUAAGUAGUUUUUAAAAAAUUAUUUGAUGUACAUAUGGAAUUAAAAACAUACAACAAUGGAUGCCUGUUUUAAAAUGCAAGACUUUUUUGUUCAUAGUAUAAGAACAUGAUUUGUUUUUAGUAAAUACAUUGUUUUUUAUGUUUUUUCGCUUUGUUUUUUUUUAUGUUAUAUAUAUAUUCAUAUAAUAAAAUGCAUGUAUGAGGGCUGACCCACAAACUUAUAGACUAUCACUGCAAAACAAAAAUAUAAGUCCAAGCCUAAAAUAAUUUUGCCAAAGUGCAUUGUGUUACCAGGUUAUAAGUUAUUUUAUGUUCUCAAAAUGAAAUGGCAUUGUGCUGGGGGUUUUUCUGCAUGUACACUCAGCAUUGGCAUAUUAAAUAUUUUCAUUUUCAAAACGCCCGCUGCGUAUUUUGUUUUCAUACGUUGCUUUGGACAGCCCUGGUAUACAAUAUGAUGGCUUUUAGGGAUGUCAGUGAACAUGCUAAGAUGUAUAUUUUUUUUUUGUAUAUUUGUUUGUUUCUAAUAAUGAAGAAUAUUUUACAUUUUGGGUUGUAUUGCCUGAGACUUUUAUGUUUUUGUAUGUAUAUAUAUAUAUAUAUUUUGUACCUGUACAUGUAUAUAUCUUUUCUUUUUUUCUACAACAGUUUGAUGAUUGAUAGUUAUACAAUACAAUUAAUGUACCAACUGCAAGUACAUAUUUCUACACCGUAUUGUUAAACAUAUUUCUUUAUUUAGAAAUUAACCAGGUUCAACUUGGUCAAACCUAAAGUUUUCACUUGUUGAUUUGUAAUCUCCUUCUAAAAGUAAGGUGAUGUGCCUUCAUUUUGAAUAUUUCUUUGUGCAUUUAUGUGAUUAUGACCAUAUGAAAAUGGUACUUGAUAUAUUGGUUCUUAUUUUUCUGGCAUGUGACAUAUUUAAUUAAACGUUUAAACAUUGGCAUGUUGAUAAGGCCAUAUUACAGAACAUGUGUUGUUUAGCAGGAUACAUUUGUGUGAUAACGUUUUGCAUCCUCAUUGAUGAUUAUAGGAUGAUUUUUUUCUAGAUAACAGACAAUGUCUUUUCCUUACAAUGUCUGUGGGACUUCAUUAUGUUUGUACAUAAUCAAUUCUGUUGUUAUUUUUGUUGUUACUUUUGGAAAUAAUUGAAUAUUUGUACAUAUAAGUAGUUAACAUUGGUUUAUAUUUGUUACUGUAGAUAAUCCAUGUGCAUAAUCACCGUUUAAUUUCUGUUUUGAGGUUACAUUUUGUUUGUACAUACUCAUUCUUGUAUAUUUUUUUGUUUAUUUGUUGAUGUUGUUGUGUGUGCGUACGCGUGCGUGUGUGGGUUUUUCGGGGUAUUUUUUUUCGGGGGGGGGGGGGGGGGGGUUGAGAUCAUAGAAUAUUUGUACACUUAUAAUUGUUUUUAAUUGUCUUUGGAGAUGUUUCUUACUGUAUAUGAUCAUCAUUGGUUUAUGCAUGUUUUCGGAGAUGAAUGUACCAUACAAAAGUACAGUAUGUGUACUAAUCUUUUUUGAGAAAACUGACUAUUUCACAUUAAUCAUCGUUGGUUAAAAUGUUUUUGGAUCGCGGAAUGCAUCUUUGGUUUUCAAAUGCAAAUAUUUGGCGUUCAUACGGUAUUUGUACAUAGUAUAUGCUGAUUUAGAAAAUGUGACGGAUUGUUUGUAAAAAGAUGUAAUUGUGAUUAGUUUUUAAGAUGUAACUGUAGUGAUACCAUUUGAGCCGCGUCACGACAAAACCAAUAUAAUGGUUUUGCGAACAGCAUGGAUCCAGACCGCAGUCUGAUCAGGAUCCAUGCUGUUCGCUUACAAACCCUAUUACAAGUAGAGAAACUGAUAGCGAAGAGCAUGGAUCCUGAUCAGACUGCGCGGAUGCGCAGGCUGGUCUGGAUCCAUGCUGGUCGCAAAACCAUUAUGUUGGUUUUGUAAUGACACGGCUCAUUUAUUUUGUUAAUAGUAUUUGAUUGUUUUAAGGGUAACUCUCUCGAUACCAGAAUGUUUGUGUACAUGUACAUACUCACUCACUGUUGGUUAAAUUAAUGGGCUUUUUUGGAGUUAAAUUAAUGCUUGUACACUAGAUCCGUUGCUUUCCAACAUCUUAAAUACCGGAAUAAAUUAUGUAUUUAUAGGGUACUUAACAUUUAUGUGUACAAUAUGGAAAUAUAUUUUGAUGAGUACUCAGCUGGCGAAAUAAUAUUGGACGAGCCAUCUGGGGAGUGUAAUAUGGUGUAUUUACCCGUUUUGUAAUAGUUUAAUGCUUCAUAACCUUUUUACUCUGUAUACAAAUUAUAUUAUGGAAAUUCGACUUAAUAUUGUUAAGGUUUGACGUUGGAAAACGCUUGCAGCGCGUUAAGUGGAAUUCAUUCGGAUACUUAUGCCGUUAUUGGCGUUACAUGGAAACAUUUAAACACACUUAAUUGUCCAAUAUAGGAUUAUUACUUUGAACGUUACGGUGAUUAUGUAUGAUUAGAUAUAUAAACUAUGUAACUUGUGUAAAUAUUAAUACGUAUAAAUUUUUACUAUGCCAUUUAUUUUUUGUUUGUUGGUACGUUUAUGAAAAGAAUAUUUUUAGCCUGUUAUUUACACUAAAUUUAAUAUGACUUUAUUAUAUGUAAUAUUUUCUUUGUAUGUAAACGUUUCUUAUAUGCAACAAAAGCAUGUAAUUGAUGUUGUUUUAUAUGAUGAAGAUGAUGAUGGCGAUGAUGAUGAUGAAUACUACAUAUAAUUAUAGAUGUAUUUUUGUAAUAAUUGUCAAGUAUUUUUUUAUUCAAUUUCUUAAAUUUUGAAUUAUUUAGAUAGCCAAAUUAUAUUUAAAACACAAGAUGCACUUAUGAGGUCGUUGGUUAAUAUUAUAUAGGAGAAAACUUACAUUGCCAAGUGGUCAACGUUGCUGAAACCUUUGUUUAUUCAUAUGAAGCAACUUUCCAUUAAGCAUAUAAAUAUUGUUGGUAUGCCUUUUGCGGCUUGUUUAUAGUGAUUUACCUCACAAUUCUUGGAGUUUUACCUCUGAUUUCUUGUGGUUUAAUACAAAAUGUAUCUGAGCUACUAAUAGCUGUAUAGAACCUGAUUCUAUACUUGUUGCCAGGGGUAACCACUUUUAAGUAUCCAGUAGGUUACGGGUUAAUCUCACUGUAUAAAACUUGUUUUCUGUCUUUGACUCCAGAUGUGGUCAAUUUAAACCAUAGCCCCACCCCCCACCACCCACUACUCACAAAGAUUUUAGGCUCAAGAUAAUUUUUUUAAAAAAAUUUCUCCAUUGCUUAUCGUCAUAAAUUAAAUAUCUAAUAUUAACUUGAUAAAACUGGACUUGAAAUAGCAUGUUUAUGAAAGUUUAAGAAUAAAUUAAUUGUUAUUUUUGCAAGAUAUGAACAUCUUACAGUUGAUCAAAAUAUUGAUCUUGUUAUAAAUAAUAUGUAUUGUAAUAUUUCAUAUUUAUUAUGUAUCUACACAUAGUAACUUAAUAACAUCAUACAAUAAUCAAAUAACAUUUGCAGUAGAAAAUCAAAUUGUUUAUGAAUAUAUAUAUAUAUUUAGGUAUACAUUUGUAUCUUAUAUGCCAUUGAUUUUACAUGGUGAAUGUUUACAUUGAUUCAAUGUAAAAAAAAAUAAAUUUACAUUAACAUCGUAACAAUGAUGUAUACUAACAACAUUGGAGACUGCAUUUGUUUUACAUUGAUUCAAUGAACAGUGUAUCUAUGAUGUAUAACAUUGAUUCAUCAUAGAGAGUUGGAGUGAUAUUUUACAUUGAUUCAAUGUAAAAGAAAGUUUACAUUAACAUCGUAUCUAUGAUGUUUAACAUUAUUUCAUCAAAGAGAGUAUGUUUUACAUUGAUUCAUUUUUUUAAUCAGGAUAUGAACAUGUAUUUUUGGAUACAUGAACAUGUUUUGAAAUAAUUAAUACUUGAUAAACAAAGGAUGAAGUUAUAAAUAUUACCAUAGUAUUGCAAAUGCGUAAUACUGAUGCAAUAAAGCAUAAUUGAUAUAAUUUAUGCAAGUGUAUUAUGUAGAUACGUGAUAAGCACAUGGUAGUGUAAAUGUUUUAAUCUUGUUUCAUUAUAUGCACGUUUUUCAUAUUGAUUCAAGAUAUAUGCAUGUUUUGUAUCAAUACUUGAUAUAUACAGGUUUUAAAUCGAUACAUGAUAUAUAUACAUGUUAUUAUAUAUCAAUACUUGAUAUAUACAUGUUAUAUAUCGAUACUUGAUAUAUACAUGUUAUUAUAUGUCGAUACUUGAUAUUUACAUGUGUUUAUAUCGAUACAUGACAUACGCAGGUUUUUAUAUCGAUGCAUGAUAUAUAAAUGUUUUAUACUGAUACAUGAUAUAUACAUCAUGUACAUGUUUUAUAUCGAUGCAUGAUAUAUGAAAUGUUGUAUAUUGAUAUAUGAUAUAUGCAUGUUUAUAUCAACUUGAUCAAUACAUAAUAGAUAU
Ruditapes philippinarum (Manila clam) is the source of this 18915-nucleotide messenger RNA. Its product is annotated as sacsin-like. The coding region runs from base 100 to 13368 and encodes 4422 amino acids. The record is from RefSeq and is a predicted model, not a curated record. The transcript is spliced from 9 exons. NCBI's taxonomy places the organism in Eukaryota, Metazoa, Mollusca, Bivalvia, Venerida, Veneridae. Gene Ontology annotation, molecular function: Hsp70 protein binding.